CUGGAGUCAUGUUAACAGGGUGGCUUUCACUGUCACUGAGGAAAUAGUACACUGCACAGGUAAGAAGUCAUAGUGAAGAUGAGUCUGAGACAGUGGAGUCUGGUCCCAAACCAGAUUAAAGGAUUAUACAGAGUUGAGAUGAGACGUCUCCUGUGAUUGGUUGACCAGGUUUACGCAGCUCACGAGGGAUUGUUGCUCACGUUCUGUUGAGUGGAACACAUCAUGUAUUUCAAUUUCUUCAAUGCUUUUUUAUGCGCUAUGUUUUUUUGUUUUAUAUUUUAUAUAUUGUAUUAUAUCCUUAACACAAUUUUAGCUAUGUAUUUAAAAAAAAUCAUACCACACUGUUGCCUCCAGAAAUUAUUUUAUCGUUUUGAAUAAUUUCUCUUGAAGUCUCCACGCUGAUACUUUGAUUCACCAGCUGAGAGCGCGAGGGCCGUUUACCGAGGUUUCAGAGCGCGUAGAAGCGCAACGCGCCUCCAGAUGUCAGCUACAUUUGUGCUGUAUACUAAGUGUGAUGCUAUGAAGAGGGCUCCAUAUGCUUGCUCAUGUAGGUCACCAGUGGGCGCCUUGAGGUGAGAGCCACUUCCUUCCAGGUCAGAGGUCAAGACACCAUCCAUGGUCAAUCAGCUUCAGUGCUCAUAACUUAUUAAUAAUUGCAUGAUUUGUACCUAAUUUUUUCAUUUUUAAAUGUUUUUUUUCUUUUGUCUAAUCAUUCAUUAUUCAUAUCUAUUUUUUAAAUGAAUUUUUAUUCGGAGUAAGUACGACAUUCCUAAGACCUAAUGUUUUCAUGUUUAGUAUUAGUAUUAGUAUGUAUAUAUAUCACUUUGCCACAGAUGAACUGCAGAUUUUCAUAGUAAUUAUUUUAGUAAAUGAAAUAUAAAAUCCCUUUAAUAGUUUGAUAUGUUUCAUUUAAAAAAAAACCCAUAUAUAUAAUAUAUAUAUCUCCUUUUCCCCUACUUUUUUCUUCUUUCAAACGAAAAAAAGGUAAAUUUGUAGUUUUAAUUUUUAAUCUCAACAAUAUGUGUCACUUUUCCUGCUCUUUAUUGAAUGUGUUUUGUCUCUCCUCCCCAGAUUGUUCUUAUUUUUUUGUGACUAAUUUUAUUUUAAUUCCAAGAUUCACAAAUAUAAUAUUAUGUGUUGUUGUGUUAUUUGAAUGGUCUCAUCCUACUCUGCUAUACAGAUGCACUUUGGUUUCCUCUUAGCAGCAUAUUAGCAUAUUAUGUAGCAUAUUUUUAAAUUAUUUUUUGUAAAUAAUUUAUAUAAUUCCAUGGAUUAUUGUUCCCUACAUUUUAACCAUUGUAUCUUCACUGCCUUUCCCCUCAAUGAGGUUCACAUUACCCAUUACAUUUUUUUCUCUCCCUUCUCCCUGCUGUUUUUUUUUUCCAUUUGGCCCAAAGUGCAACGACAGCUUCCCAAAGUUAAAUAUCAUUGAAAGUUAAAGUUAUAUCUGUAUUUUUUUCUCUUACUUUAUUGGGUAAUAAAAUAUCUUAAUUUGUAUUUUCUACUUUCACUCACAAACGUAAUUAUCAAGUUAGCCCUCCUGAUUUUUCUACAUUUGUUAUUCAUUUUGAUAAUUUCAUUUUACACAAACUAGCAACAGUAUGAAGUAUUUAUAAGGCCAGAAUAUUAUCCAGGUUAAAUGAGCAUCGUGGCAACAUAGUAGUGUGUUCUCUAAGGGCUACUUUUUAGUUCAAAUAUUUUGUGUAAUUCAGUCAAUUUUUUUGCACAAGCAGUUUUUGGUAAAUAAUUAACAACUGGAAUUCGAAAUGUAUUUUCUAUUUAUUUUAGUUUUUAAAUUUAAUUUAAUUUAAUUUAAUUUAUUCCUGAUGUUCCUUUCUAUAUCCAUAAUACAAGCAUUUCCUCUCUUAAUUUAUCUUUUUUUAUUGUUCAUAAUUUUAUAUUUUCUGUUUAACCUCAAGCGGGAACAAACUUUAAGCCAAUAUAAUGUCCAUAUUAAUUUAACUCCAUAUGGUAAUGUUCUUUUCUGGCAGUGUUACAUGUGAUUGAAAACAGGAAGUACAUCGAACUCAUUUUACUAAUCCCAUAGAAGUGUGAGGCUCUGUUAAUCCCAGACGGUGAGAAUUGUUUCAAUUGUUUUGGUUUCAACACCUUUGUGGUCUGUAGCUUCUUAGCUCAACACAACUAUUGAGCGCUUGCUCCAGUAGCUGAGGCUUCGUGAAGCUUCUUGGGAAGGAGUUUUGUGUGCUCCGUUGCGACAACAAAUGCAGUAGCCACAGCAUGUUUUGCAGAGCUUUAUAUUGUUCUUAUUUAAUGGAAGAAUGGCAGGGACAGAAAACCUCCUGUGAGAAUAGCUUGUGUUCUGUACUAGGGGAGGCUUUGAGGUGGACCCAGGACCAGAUGGGGAUUGUUGGUUUGAUAACGCUGUGGCUCCUGAGUCAUGACUUCAGCACACAAUUCUGAUAAAAUUGCGUGUUUUGGUUCUGCAGAGUGUGGCUUGUCUAGAUGCAGAUGCAUCCAUCAGAUGCAUGCUGGGAACUGGCCGUCUCUUCCCUCCGUGUGUGAGGGCGUCAGUCUGUUUCCUCUUCCAUCUGGUCGCCUAUUUGUCUCCACAUUUUCCUCCCUGGUAGACCCUCUCCCCCCACUCCCACCCUCCCUCCCUAGCCAGCCCAGAGCUGCUGAAUUAUUUAACAUCAGCCGACGAGCUCUGCGCUGCUGCCAGAGGGGGGAGUUAAAGUAGCGGAGGAAGGAUGCGGAGAAGAGGUGAGGGAUGUGCCGUGAGUCAGCAGAAGGAAUGUUGAGGCUCAGAACAAAAGCACGCUGACGGCAGGAGGUGGAUGAGGAGGAGGAGAAGAAAGAGCAGCAGAUCAGCUGGUGUGUUGAUUGAUCAGGCUGAGAAGGUCACGGAGCGGAGAGAUUAGCGAAGCAGAUCGCAGCCAGGAGAACAUGACGACAGCGCUAACGCCUCCUCUAAAUAGCAGCUAGACAGGCGGCAGAAGGAGCCAAGGCAGAGGACGAGAGGAGCGGUUGCAGGAUGGGCGAGAGCUACAUGUACCAGAGACUUUCCUUCACUAGGGGAGAGGAGGAGGAGGAGGAGGCGGGAGAUGAAGAUGGAAGAAGUGUCGGGGGGCGGAUGAUGCAGACCGAAGAAGGCACCGAGUGGCUGCUGGAGCUUCUGACUGACGUCCAGCUGCAGCAGUACUUCCUGCGCAUACGAGACGAGCUCAACGUCACUCGGCUGUCGCACUUCGACUACGUCAAGAAUGAAGACCUGGAGAAGAUCGGGAUGGGACGUCCAGGCCAGCGGAGGCUAUGGGAAGCAGUGAAAAGGAGACGAGCACUUUAUAAACGCAAAUCCUGGAUGAGCAAGGUGUUCCCUGUAAAGCGCCCCGAUGCCGACUCUCAGCAGCCCCUCCCACAGGGAGCUUCAUCCGGAGCAGCGCCACCCAGUGGUGAGUCGAGCCCGUCGCUCACCUGCUUGAUCCGAGAGACGGAGCUACAGCUGUUUGAGCGUCUGGGAGACGGGACGUUCGGAGUGGUGCGGAGGGGAGAGUGGACCGGGCCCAACGGCAGAGUGCUGUCAGUGGCCGUGAAGUGCCUGAAGGCCGGCGUGCUGGAUUCGGACGGCCUGGACGACUUUAUCCGAGAGGUGAACGCCAUGCACUCGCUCAGCCACCAGAACCUGAUCCGGCUCUACGGCAUCGUUCUGACACAGCCCAUGAAGAUGGUGACCGAGCUGGCACCGCUGGGGUCUCUGCUGGACCGUCUGAGGAAGAGACAAGGCCACAUCCUCAUCUCCUCGCUCUGCAACUACGCCGUUCAGGUGGCGUGCGGCAUGGCGUACCUGGAGCAGCGGCGCUUCCUCCACAGAGACCUGGCUGCACGGAAUGUUCUGCUGUCCACCAACGAAACUGUGAAGAUCGGAGACUUUGGCUUGAUGAGGGCGCUCCCCACACACACUGACCAGUACAUCAUGGAGGAAGGGCACAAGAUCCCCUUUCCCUGGUGCGCACCUGAGUCCCUGAAGUCCAGAAGCUUCUCCCACGCCUCGGACACCUGGAUGUUCGGGGUCACCCUGUGGGAGAUGUUCACCCACGGACAGGAGCCGUGGCCGGGCCUGAACGGCAGCCAGAUCCUCCACAAGGUGGACGUUGAGGCUGAGAGGCUGUGUAAACCCGACGACUGUCCUCAGGACAUCUACAACGUCACGCUGCAGUGCUGGAGCCCCAAACCUGAAGAUCGACCCACUUUUGUGGCCCUCAGGGACUUUCUCCUGGAGACGAUGCCGACAGACAUGAGGGCUCUGCAGGACUUCGAGGAGGAGGACAAGCUUCCCAUCCAGAUGAACGACGUCAUCACUAUCAUCGACGGAAGGGCGGAGCAUUACUGGUGGAGAGGCCAGAACAGACGGACCCUUCGAGUGGGUCAGUUCCCUCGACACGUGGUGACGGCCGUCGCCGGUCUGUCAGCCCAAGACAUCAGCCGGCCGCUCAAGCACUCCUUCAUCCACACGGGACACGGAGACACGGACCCCCAUCGGAGCUGGGGACACGCGGAUCGCAUCGACACUCUGUAUUUGGGGAACCCUAUGGACCCACCUGACCUUCUGGGAUCAGCUCCAUACACAGCCAGGCCAACCAAACUUCCCAAUCGUGCCAAAAAACAACCCCCUCCUCGGCCGCCUCAGCCCGCCGUCCUCCUCAAGAAGCCGUUCUACGACUCUGUGAUGAACGACUACGACGACGAGGACGACGGCGGAGCCUCGUCGGGCCGUAAGAGACAAGGCGUGUCCCUGGGCCUGAAGCUGCGACCCUGGGAGAGUUCCAGCGUGCGCUCGGCCAAAAGUGAAGUGUCGCUCAUCGACUUCACCGACGACAGCUUCAGCUCCACCACGCCGUCACCGCUGACCGAGACGAAGCAGUCUGACGAGGACACGCUCAAGGACACGCCCUCCAUCCUUGACUGGCCUCUGCCGCAGCCGUCCUACGACGAGGUUGCCGCCGAACAGGAAGAGCUGUCUGAAGACCAGGAAGUGCGCUCCAUCAAUAAGGGAGUGAGCGAGGAGCCUCUGGUCGCCACCGGUGCUCCUGUGCCGGGACGCAACGAGUCGCAGUCUGCUGACCUCUUUCAAGAACUUCAGCGGGAGGUGAUGGUGAAACUGCAGGUUCCCAUGGCAACAGGACGCUCACUGCCCUCCUCCCCUCUCCCACUGUCUCUGGCUCCGGUAGCUCCUCACCGGCAGAUCUGUUUGCCUCCUCCCUCACCCUCAAACUCCUCCACCUCCUUCAGCUCAGUGUUUGAGGAUCGACCAGUCCUGCCGCCUCGAAGUCCUGUUCCCCCAAUGAGACCUUCGAAGUUCACCCUCUCCACCCGCCCCUCCCAACCAGCUGGACGUACGAGCUCCAUCUCCCUGGAUCUUGAGGACACGCCUCCACAGAUUCCACCGAGAGACCACGCCCUCUCUCAGCCGGGCUCGAGGUCGUCCUCACCCCUGCCAUUGGUGCCGCCACUCUCCUCCUCACCCGUGGCUCUGCCCCCGCCUCCACUCUCUGUCUCUCCUCGCCGGGCCUCCGGCCUGCUGGGUCCUCUCCUGUCCAGCACCUCCCCGUAUUCAGCCACUUCUCCCCUCAAAGGCUCAUCCUAUUCUUCUAGCCUCACGACUCCCGGCUCCUCUUACUCUUCAACCCCCAAUUACUCGUCCACCUCACUGCUGGAGCCCCUUCCUUACCGAGAAGGACGUGGACUGUCGUCGCUGAUUGACAGCCCCCAGAGUUCCGCCCCUAUGCCGCUGCCUGAGAGGCCAGCUUUUCUUGAAAGAUAUGGAACAGCCAACAUGGCGGCUGUCAAGCCUAUGAUCCACGGAGCCAAACCAAACUCCUCUAGCAACAACAACAACGGUGGAGGGACAGCUGCCAGCACGCAACUGGAGCAGAGCUUCACACAGGUCCAGGGAGCUGUGCACGGUGUCACGCUGGAGGAGUGUCGCGCUGCUCUCCAGAUUCACAACGGGAGCGUUACUCAGGCCAUCAAUCAUUUAAAGGUGGAGCAGUUGUUCCGUCUGGGUCUGCGAUCUAGAUCUGAGUGUGAGGAGAUUCUUCAACGCUACCACGGGAACCUGGAGCAGGCCAGCACACUGAUGCUGGACACAUACGGGCCGCACCGCCACAGGAAGUGAGACCGUGGAGCUGCCGACAAGUCGAUGAGGUGCGACAUCAAUACUGAGUGAGUCAUCGCAGGACCUCAGACGUGUGACAGCGACUGUGAAUCCUCCGGAGCCGCGCUCUUUUUCUUUCCACUUGAACGAUCUCUUAUUGUGUUUGAUCAUGGAAAGGUCCGCCACUUGAAUUGCUGCUGUAAACGGUCCACCGUUUUUCUCUGCAGUUUACGUGCAAUGAAUGACCAUGGACUCUGAGUCACAUCAGCAAAACACACAGUCUAAGCUUAAACUCAGACUUCAACGUCUUCGGCAUCACCGUUCGACCGUGUGAGCUGAUGAAAGUAAGCAUUAGUUUGACAUAAAAAUUGACAAAAAAAUAUGGGCAUCAACACACGAGCAAAGUCAUAAUUGUUCAUAUUUAUCAAGCAUGCACUGUUGAACCGUUUCCUUCAUCUCUGUUGGCCCCUGAACGCAUCAUUUCUACACUGUUGUGCUGGUGUUCUGAAGCAGUGACAGACCAGUCGAUCAGUCGAGAGCCUCAAGUGCAGAUGAACAAAGUUAGAAUUGAGUGAUGAAUCUUGAUUUUUUUUUUUUAUGCGCUCAUAUUUGUCGGGCUCGUUCCUGUGUUUAACACAGUCUCCACUCCAACAGGAAGUAGUCUUUACAGGUGCUAAACCCACGUCAUUUUACAGGGUCUCUCUAUUGGAGGCUAGUUUUAAAUAGGAAUUGCCGAUGUUAUCCAAACACAACAUGUUGCCUGAUGCCGGUAAAAAUGGGAACCAGUAUAUGCCACGCAUUUCAGGCUAUAAGACGUCUGCUGUGAUGAAAUGAACACAUCCAUAACUGCUAUUCUGAUGCCUGUAUGAAGCAUGCUUCAACUGAAGUUAAACAAAUACGCUUCAGAUUUCCGCGAACAUUAUGGCGUUAUCUGUUUUCAUUAUGGGGGAAAGCCGGAUACGCAAACUCCUAACAAGUAUACGAAAUUUAUCCUGAUAUCGGGCCGAUAAUAUCGGGACGGCCCUAGUUUUUAAACCCCUAUAAUCUUAACUCGAACUCAUCGAUUUUUGGAAGAGUUCGGAUUAAUUCUUGGCGUCUGGAAUCGUAGGAUACCGUCCAAUAACAGAACAUCGAUGAGUUUAACGUACAUCAAAGAGGAUAUGGGUCAGUUGCGCUGUAAAUAUACUUGAGCAACUGUUUGUAUUAAACUCUGUCGCAGGCCAUUCGGCCAUUUGGACCGUGGACCUCAAGUUUCACACACAGUCAAGACUCGCCUCCCACAGAUUUGCUGGUGCUGAUGCACAUCUUUUAAACAUAUAUGAACCAAGGUCAAACGCAAAAACUAACUUUGACUUGUGCAUAUCUGACAAUAAUUUGUCAAUGUUGGACAUUUGAACGUACUACUCUCAAAAAUAGAACUGAAGAGUCAUAUCCAAUAGCUUCUGCUGAAGAUGUGGCUAAAGACUUGACAGUUAAAACAGUCCCCUUCGCUCCAGUGUUGAGCAUGGUUUUGUUGCUUUUCCGUCCGACAGUGUGGCCGGGACCUUCUCCAUGUGACUCAUUCAUCAGGGUUGUGUGUUGCUUUAUUUAAAUGGUGUUACAUUCAAACUGCUGGUCAGAUGCUGAAAUGUGUGAACUCGCUUUAGCAGUGAAGACGUGCACUUUGCUAAACUGUUAGCUGUGAUUCAACGAAGCUGCUCCGUUUUCUUGGCGAGGCUCAACAGAGUAGUUUGAAUUUUAUUUUUAACUUUUUUAACUUGCUUUAAACAGCAAAGGCCUCCUUGAAGUGUGGGGUCUGUUAGCAUGGCCUGUGGCUUCCGCGCUAACUAGCUAAUGUGCUGAAAUGCUACUGUAGGUACAACUAUUAACACUGGAUAUGAUGCAGCUUAAAUACAAUCGACUUAAGCAAAAGAACCAGCCUCCCCAAAGGUGACGGAUCCAAAGCUGACCUCAGCGAUGUUAGCUAGGUGUCUGCGGCAAUAUUCGGGGACCGUUUUGUCAGUAUUACUGAGUUAUUAAACAAAUGGUUUAUGUCAAAAGUGAAGCUUUUUCAUGCAAACGUCUUGUUUUGUUUUGUAAUAAAAGCCUUCUCAGAAUG
Messenger RNA from Synchiropus splendidus (mandarinfish), 8210 nucleotides. RefSeq names its product tyrosine kinase, non-receptor, 2a (gene tnk2a). The record is from RefSeq and is a predicted model, not a curated record. The coding region runs from base 2993 to 6133 and encodes 1046 amino acids. Gene Ontology annotation, molecular function: protein binding; protein tyrosine kinase activity; ATP binding. Lineage: Eukaryota; Metazoa; Chordata; Actinopteri; Syngnathiformes; Callionymidae. The transcript has 20 exons. Gene Ontology annotation, biological process: protein phosphorylation; signal transduction.